AUGACUGCUAAAGUGAGUCUAGACAUUGGACCGAUAGCAUUUAAGAAUGGAACUAACGGCAUAAAACGUGAAAAGAUAAAAGACAACAAGCUAAAAUAUCAUAAAUAUGAGUAUAAAAGUUCUGAUGGGUCAUCAUUCAUACUCACAAAACUCCUGUACAACAAUAACCAUUUGGUCAAUCUAAUUUUCGUUCCUGACUUGAUUGUGAAUAAAGUUGUAACGUAUUUUAAUACCAGUAAUAAAGUACUACUUCUCAUUAGUCUUGAGAAUAACGAAAAGUGUUACUACUACGUAAAUAAAAACGCUAAAAAUUCCACAAACGGUCACGGCAGAUUUAGUAGUUUUAUUACACUUGAUAAAGGGUCACUUAGAAAUGAUGAAAUCGAGUAUAUACUGAAUACUCUCACUGAAAAUGCCCAUUUUGAUGCUUCAACCCUGUAUAAAAGUCUGAAAGGUAAAUUGCAGUACCUUACGAAGGAUAUCACGAUUGACCUCACUAGAACAUUUACAGUUGAUAAUAAGAAUAUUGGAAGCUAUGACUCUGGAUAUGGACUGAUACAUUACAAAAGGUUUAUACGCACAGGUUAUACAAUCGUUCAACAUUACGCCAAAUUCGAUUUUAGAGUUAGAAGGAUAAAGUUUGAUGGUGACCAUUUUAUAGAGUCAUAUCUCUUUUUACCUCCUGAAGACGAUUUGAUAGAGAGUAUAGAGGUAUAUUACAACGGUAAUUCAUCAACUAAAUACCCCCUUUCGAUAUGUUUCUUGUAUAAUGGAAUAGUCAAAAAGUGGAUCUUGAGAAACUCUGGAGACAUUAACUGGACAAUUCUUGAUACUAAAUCUGGAAAUCUGGAGGGUGAAUUAAAUACUCUUAAUGUUGUUGGGAUUCUUAGUGCUCGUUCAAUUCCAAAGGUGCUUAUAGAUCUCUCCAGAGAUUCUUCAUAUAAACCCAGGGAUAACACCAUAGACUUUUAUGUUGCCAAGGAAGAGGUUGAAAUUCCCAAUUUAUUCAAGUUAAAACAUUACAGAAUUGAGAGUGAUGAGUCCGGAAAUGCUCCAUUCAAAGUCCACGGUGUCAUGCAUGGAACUAUUCCACUUGUUGGUAUAAAAUCAAAUGACAAGUUGGAGAGUGUUUCUGCCUACUACUACGGAACUAGUAUUGCGGUUGACAAGCUUCUCCUGGUUGAACUGAGAUCACAAAAUGGAGAUACAUUCAGGUACUAUGAGAGAACUGAUAAGAAGGGAGAGUCCAUGUGGUCCACCUCUCCUGAAUCUGGAGGAAGAACUACUCAAGUUAAUGGUAAUGAACUAAAUAUUGAAUUGGAAAGGCUAAAGAAGGAGUACAUUCUCGACUUACCUCGUAUAGAUUCCUCUAAUUCUUCCAGCGGUGCUAUAGCUGGCGCCGUCAUUGGUGGCCUGGCCUGUGUAGUGGCUCUUGGUGUUCUAAUAUGGAAGGUUGGGCCAUCAGUGAGAAUCUACAUGGCCAGUAGAAGACAAACACUCUUGUAG
Messenger RNA from Theileria equi strain WA, 1506 nucleotides. RefSeq lists its product as hypothetical. The record is from RefSeq and is a predicted model, not a curated record. The transcript has a single exon. Bases 1 to 1506 code for a protein of 501 amino acids. NCBI's taxonomy places the organism in Eukaryota, Apicomplexa, Aconoidasida, Piroplasmida, Theileriidae.